This is a messenger RNA of Saccostrea cuccullata (small rock oyster), 3616 nucleotides long. RefSeq names its product calpain-9-like. Gene Ontology annotation, molecular function: ATP binding; calcium-dependent cysteine-type endopeptidase activity; protein kinase activity. The transcript has 37 exons. The record is from RefSeq and is a predicted model, not a curated record. The coding region runs from base 179 to 3613 and encodes 1144 amino acids. Lineage: Eukaryota; Metazoa; Mollusca; Bivalvia; Ostreida; Ostreidae. Gene Ontology annotation, cellular component: cytoplasm. Gene Ontology annotation, biological process: protein phosphorylation; proteolysis.
UUUCUUUCGAACUGCACUUCCUGAGAAAAUUUGUUUACAAGUGCAUAAAAAUAGGAAUGACCUGAAAACAGAAAGAAUGACAUUAACUUAAUGAUUAAGUAAUUAAAGUUAGAAAGACAUUUCCUUCAAUGGAGAUUGUGACAAAACUGAGUGCUCUGGUACAACAUAGAUAACUGCUAUGGAGAGGUAUGAAAUAAUUCACAGACUCGGGGCAGGAGGUUGUGGCGCUGUGUACCUGGCCCGCAGCAAUGAAACCAAAAAGUACUGUGCAUUAAAGAAAAUUGAGUUGGAUGAAAAAAGGAAGAACAGAACAAAAGAGGCAGUACAAAAAGAAGCCAGAAUUCUAGAAAAAUUGAAGCAUCCCCAUAUUGUAUCUUACCAUGAAUCAUUCUUCGAUGAACAUGAACAUUUUUUAUACAUAGUACAAGACUAUUGUGAUGGAGGUAACCUUGACGACAAGAUCAAAGAGGCAGCUAAUAAAAAGAAGCAUUUUGAGGAAAAACAGAUUAUGAAUUGGUUUGUACAAACUCUGAUGGCCGUCCAGUACAUACAUUCCAAUAAGAUUCUUCAUAGGGAUCUGAAGACAGAAAAUGUGUUCCUGACAAAGAAAAAUGUUGUUAAACUCGGUGAUUUCGGUAUAUCUAAGGUCCUAGACAGUACCAUUGAUGUGGCAAAAACUGUGGUUGGGACACCAUCCUACCUUAGCCCAGAGCUCUGUCAGGAUAUUCCAUACAGCUCCAAGUCUGAUAUCUGGGCAUUAGGUUGUGUCCUCUAUGAGAUGAGUUCCCUGUGUCCCCCUUUUGAUGCCCAGAAUCUCGUCAGCCUGUUGUUUAAAAUAAUCAAAGCCGAGUAUCAGUCCAUUCCAUCCCAGUAUUCCAAGUCUUUACAUGACCUUGUGACCUCCAUCUUACAAAAAACUCCGGAGGACAGGCCAAGUGCCAGUGCCCUCCUAAACAUGUCCUACGUAAAACAGCAUCUGGCAGAAUUCAUACAGGAGAAGGAAAGCUUACUCCAGUUAAAGACCAACAAAGAAAACUCUAGAUCCUCCCCACAUCUCAAUGUAACAGACCAGUCAGGAAGUAAGGCAAAUAGUGCAAACAAUUCAGUGUCGGCCAGUCCAGCUAUAAAUAGACGACGGGAAUCUCCAGAGAAAGCCCCAAAAUCAGCACAGCAGAAAGACAGUGGCCUAGUGAUGAAUGACAUGAAUGGUGAUGGGAAGGCGGACUAUUCCGAUGAUUUUGACUCUUCUGAUGAGGAAGAUAUCGCUGAUAACUGUGAGAUGGCAGCAGACAGCUCUGAUGCUGAGUACGAUGACGAUUUUGAGGAGUAUGACUCUAGUGAGGAUUUAGACGAGAUUGUAACUCAGGCCCGCGAGGCUCAGGAACUCGAACCAGUAGAUGUUUAUUUCGCUGAUGACAAGAUUUUACAACAACAGUUCAGACAGACAGCCGUCUUUAAAAGGCAAUGUAUAGAGAACCUUGGUGCUAAGAAUUUGAAGGAGGUGGACAAAUUGAUACAGAAUGGGACCAUUACAGAGGAGGAUCUCAAACGGACCUUGUACGAAGACCCUGAUUUCCCGGCAAGUGACAGAUCACUCUUCUAUAGUUACAGACCAAACAUAAGACCCAUCUUCUGGAAAAGACCGCAUGAAAUCGUAUCAUUCCCUAAAUUCACUGCCAAUGGAUUCAGUCGAUUUGACCUGCUACAAGGAAAGUUGGGUAACUGUUGGUUGGUUGCUGCCUUUUCUUGUCUUACAUUGGCUCCAAACUUAGUUAAAAGGUGCAUUCCAGAAAACCAAGGAUUCACCAAAAAGUAUGCAGGAGUCUUCCACUUCCGGUUUUGGAGAUACGGAGAAUGGAUUGACGUUGUCAUUGACGACCGUCUGCCGACCAUCAAUGGAGAGUUGAUCUAUCUCAGAAGUUCUGAUAAACAAGAAUUUUGGCCUGCUCUGUUUGAAAAGGCUUAUGCAAAAUGUUACGGAUCCUAUGAGAACAUCAGUGGGGGUCUGACGAACUGGGCCCUCCAGGAUCUGACGGGAGGGAUCACAGAGACCCACCAGGUGUAUGAAAACCCCCGACUGAUACAGAGGAUACUGGACGUAUCCAUGACUAACGCGUCUCUUAUUGGAACCUUCAUAUCUACAAAUAUGACCCAAGGCCAGAGAAGAAGAUUAUCCAAUGGUUUAGUGACGGGACACGCCUACAGUGUUACAGGCUACGCACAAAUUCCGGUGAAAAAUGGCAUGAUCAUUUUGAUUCGCCUGAGAAAUCCGUGGGGACAUUUUGAGUGGAACGGGGCUUGGAGUGAUGGAUCACCACAUUGGGGAGCUUUAAGUCAGGAGGUUCUACAAAAACUAAAACCAACAAAUUCCGAGGACGGAGAAUUUUGGAUGUCGUUCGUUGAUUUUUCCAACAUUUUCACAAUGUUGGAGGUGUGUCACCUGGGUCCAGAAUGCUGGAAAUGUGAGCCCUUCAUCCAGCACCGAAAGUCGUGGGGAGCCGCUGUAGGACACAGAGAGUGGAGGGUGGGGUACAACGCCGGAGGGGCAGCCUCCUCACCUCUACUUUGGCACAACAAUCAAUUUUACCUCGAGGUGCCGUCUGCUUGUUGCGUCAUCAUCUCCCUUAUGCAGAAGUAUACAUUAUGUGGUGACGUCAGACAAUUCUUGUCAUGUGGAUGUCUUAUUUAUCAGGUUCCAAAGGAUCAAUCCUCCAGACUUACAGCGAAUUUCUUCAAUCACAACAGACUUUAUGCCACUACCGGUUUUAAAACUGAGAGAGAAAACGUGGGUUUCUUCAGAUUACCCGCCGGAUAUUACGUCAUUCUGCCCGUAACAAGCUUCCCCAACGUAGAGGGGAAAUACCUCAUCAGAAUAUUUACGUCUGGAAAAUGUAAAAUGCGGGAGCUUGAUGAUGAAGAUGCAAUGCUGUACAUACAGCCAGAAGACAAAUUUGCUGACCUGGAUGCCAGAUAUACACUUCACAAGCGUUUUUGUGCCCUUACCAAGCAGACAAAUAGACUUGAUGCAUUGGGACUACAGAAACUAUUGCAAACGCGCAUGCGCUCUCCUUCCCAUACUUGCUGCUUUCAAGUCACAAAUAAUUUCCACUUCAAACCGAUAAAACUCUCACUGCAAGCAUGUAAAGCAGCUAUAUCCAUAACAAAUACCGAUUUUAGUGGCAAGCUGAACUACGAUGAAUUCAGCAACCUGAUGCUCAAAAUCAUGAUGUGGCAGGGAGUGUACACUCAGGUCAGUGAGGAUAAAGUAGAAAUGGAUACCUACUGUCUGAGGAACGCCCUGAAAACCUUAGGUAUAACUGGAAGUAAUAAAACAAUUGAGGCCCUUGUCAUACGCUUUUCCUCUGAAGGAAAGAUGUCCAUGGAGAACUUCAUUAAUUGUGUAAUAAAGCUCGUCACGGGCCAUCAGCUCCACAGACGUCGACUCAAAGAGAAAACUGCCACCAAACUGCCCUCAUUACCUGAGCGCGCCAAUAGCCACGAGGAUGUACGCUCCAGUAUAAAUGAACCCCAGCUUCUCGUCAGCAUCGGAGUAUUUGGAGAAAUCGUCACUGACCAGGAGCCAGAUCCCUACCCCCAGCAUAGCACAUCCUAACAG